AUGCCUCUGAAUGAUGAGCGAGCUGCCUCCACAUCCGGCGGUGAGGACCAGGGCAGUGAUGUGGAGUCGUCGUCGGAGCGCUGUGACAGCAUGACGUCGACCAGCGACCUGGACUGUUCCCGUGAAAGCUUCACCAGUGACUGCUCCAGCAAGCCUUGCACGCCCUCCUCAAGCCCACCCAAAACCUUAACCCUGGAUGAGGUCAUGAAGUCUGCCAGAGACCUGUCCAAUCUCAGCAUUGCCCAUGAGAUCGUUGUGAACCGCAACUUCCAUCUUGAACCAAACAGCCUACCUCAGGACAGUUUAUGGAAGAUAGUUAGAGAUAGUGUCCACAAUGCCUUCUGGGACACCCUGGAGUCCGAGCUGAACGAAGACCCGCCUGAGUACGGGCACGCCAUCAGAUUAUUGGAGGAGAUCAGAGAGAUUUUACUGUCAUUCUUUAAUCCGGGUGCCAAUCGGAUGCGGACCCAGAUUAUGGAUGUGCUGGACAUGGACCUGAUUCGUCAGCAGGCUGACAACGAUGCUGUAGACAUCCAGGGGCUUGCCUCUUACAUUAUCACCACCAUGGGCAAGAUGUGUGCACCAGUUAGGGAUGAGGAUGUCAAGAAGCUCAGCGAAGGCCCGGAUAACAUAGUGACACUGUUCAGGGAGAUCUUCCGUGUGCUGGACUUGAUGAAGGCGGACAUGGUCAACUUUACAAUCGAUAACCUGAGGCCUCUGCUGCAGAGGCACAGUGUCGAAUAUGAGAGGGAAAAGUUUCAGAGCAUCCUGAACAAACUACCCAAUGCUUUGGAGAACACCACCUCGUGGAUCAAGUCAGCAGUGGAUGACCUGUGGACCAUGACCCCCAAAGAAAAGACCAGCGGUCCGGGGAAAGGAGAGCGACUGGUGCCUGGGCCCUUUAAGGUCCUCAACGUUGCCUUCCUCUACAUGCUCACAUGGGACUACGAUAAAAACCCACUGCCUGAGACCUUGAUAAAUGAUGAGAUGCGUCUGCGAGAGAUUCAGUGGCAGCUCCAGCAGUGUCAGGCGGUGAACGAGGUGCUGCUCAUUAUCCACAGCACCGUUGGAGAUCCUAUCCAGGGUCUGCCCUCCCUGUCUGAGCGCCUGAAGAGGAUGAUUAGUGUGCUGCUGGAUGGGAUUCACCGCCCGCACUUUAACCUAGAAGAGGCACUAGAGGGCGUCAGUGCUCAAGUCUGCUGUGAGCUCAACAAGUCUUUAACAGAGCGGAGCUAUCCUGCCCUGACCCCGGCGCUGCAGGCCACCCUCACAGGCCAGAUCUGCAGCAUCAGCCAGAAGGACAAUCCCAUCCGCGCUCUCGUUGAGGAUCGUGUGCAGCAGUACUUCGUGACACUCGUCUUUGACCCUAAACCCCAGGUCAAACUCGAACAGGUACCAGCUGGCUUGACUGCUAUCAAGCCUGAACUAGCAACGAUGGGAGCAAAGUUCCUCUCCCUGGUCAACUACAACAAGAGUGUCUAUGGACCUUUCUACGCAGACAUCUUCAGGAAGCUGACGCACAGCAGCAGCAGCCCACCAGCAGCUCCUCAGGACACCGCUCAGGACUCGGUCACCUCCAAUUAAAACCAAAGUUUGGCUCGUGCGCAGUCUGAGAAGUCUUUUUGCUACUAGACAUAAAUAAAGCUAAGGAGGUACAAUAGCUAGGCAGUGCAACUGCUUUGCACAAGCUAAUGUACUCCAAUAGUGGGAGUUACCUUCAUCGCUUUGUAAAUGUAGUGAUAACUACAUUUAGCAGUGAAGGCACUGCCGUGUAGGCGCCACGCAGUAGACAUUUAAUGUGACCUGCAUCCUUUUGUGAGAAAUGCCCUAAAAACCAUAAAGCCAGUGUUACAGCGAUCCAUCUCUGAACCUUAUCGUGAUCCCUACAUUGUAAAUGUGUCUGUAGUGAGACUCCAAUUAUUGUGGAGAGGGAAAAGGGCAAAACGUUAGUUUGUCUAAAGCAUACAGUAAGCUUUAUGAAGCAAAGAGGAAGACGCUUAUAUAUUUAGAAAAGUAGCACAUCAGAUUCCUUAUGUAUAACAAGUUAUUUAUCUGUUAAGGUAACUAUAUAGUUAACUAUGACCACCUUUGAACAUAUUAAUGCAAAUCAUGAGAAAGCCCUUUUUCAAUGGAAUAAGUCCUUUUGAUUGUUCUCCCUUUUAACGUGUUUAUCAGCCAGAGAACUGAACUUUAUGUAUUCUUUUUAAAUCCACUAGUGUUAAUAAACAGCAAAAAAUAGAUGUAGAAAUAAAAAAUACUGUUUUGGUUUUUGACUUUGCAAAAAAAAAGAUAUAACCAAGUUCUGCAUGAAUAGCUUUGUUUUUACUUGAGUAACUAGUUGUCACUUGUUGUUUGUUGUAUAAUUUUGCUUAUUCUCUGCCAGUGGAAUACUUGUUUUAUUGAUUUAGUUGCUAUGUUUGUUACAUUUUGAGGUACUGUAGUUACAGUAUUGCUGUGUUGGCUGUUAGAACCUGUGGGGAAAUGAAAGGUGCUGAACUCAAAAGUGAUUUUGUGUCCAAAAGUUUCAAGUGGAUCCACUGAUAAACAAAGAAAAGCGGUGUUAUGUACUUUUUACAAAGGUUUAUGUGAAAGUGUGGGAAGUUGUUGUUCUUUUCUUCUGUACCACAGUUAAUAUAAUAAAACUUUAAAAAGAAAAA
Molecule: messenger RNA, 2657 nt
Organism: Sebastes umbrosus (honeycomb rockfish)
Lineage: Eukaryota; Metazoa; Chordata; Actinopteri; Perciformes; Sebastidae
Gene: tcp11l2
Product: t-complex 11, testis-specific-like 2
Exons: 9
Coding region: 1-1584 (527 amino acids)
Biological process (GO): signal transduction
Source: RefSeq, a predicted model, not a curated record